GCUACACUCACCUUGCUCGGUUAUGUCGGGUUAUGAUCGCGCUAUUACAGUGUUCUCGCCCGAUGGUCAUCUCUUCCAAGUUGAAUACGCGUUGGAGGCGGUAAGAAAGGGGACCACAGCGGUUGGGGUCCGAGGAAAGGACACUGCAGUGCUGGCUGUUGAAAGGAAGGCUAUUCCUAAGCUACAAGAUCCUAGGACGGUCCGGAAGAUCCUCAGAAUAGACCAACACGUGAUGUUGGCUUUCGCUGGCCUUAACGCUGACGCAAGGGUAUUGGCCAAUAAGGCUCGUGUGGAGUGUCAAAGCUACCGCCUCAAUGUUGAGGACCAACCAACAGUGGACUAUGUGGCUCGAUACAUUGCAGGAGUCCAACAGCAGUACACCUAUAAGGGAGGCGCUCGUCCCUUCGGUAUAUCAACCUUGAUAAUCGGACAAAACGAGCAGAAGAAACCCCAGUUAUACCAGACAGAUCCAUCUGGGUCAUUCAACUCGUGGAAGGCUGCUGCUAUUGGGAGGAACAGCAAGACUGUGAGUGACUAUCUCGAGAAGAACUACAAGGAGGACAUGUCUGAACAGGAAACAAUAGAAAUGGCGGUCAGGGCUCUGCUAGAGGUCGUGGACUCUAGUGGGAAGAACGUCGAGGUUUGCCUUAUGAAAUCUGAUGGAACUCUCGUUAUGUUGGAGGAAACUGUCGUAGAGGACCUAUGCAAGUCUCUCGAUGAGGGAAUAGAAAAGGCCAGGACACAGGGCCAGCAACAGCGUGUGUGAGUAAUACAGCAAUACCACAAUUUGUGAGCCCACUAGAAAAGAUAGUUUCUCACGCU
This is a messenger RNA of Perkinsus marinus ATCC 50983, 822 nucleotides long. RefSeq names its product proteasome subunit alpha type, putative. The record is from RefSeq and is a predicted model, not a curated record. Gene Ontology annotation, biological process: ubiquitin-dependent protein catabolic process. The transcript is spliced from 8 exons. Lineage: Eukaryota; Perkinsozoa; Perkinsida; Perkinsidae. Bases 23 to 766 code for a protein of 247 amino acids. Gene Ontology annotation, cellular component: proteasome core complex; proteasome core complex, alpha-subunit complex; nucleus.